AUGAGCGACACGACGACAGGAGCAAGUAGCUCCACCUCCUCCAAUCCAGUUGGAGAAGGUCAGAAGCUACCAGGUGUUGUGCUGGAUAAAGACGGCAAGCCAUGCCGAUUAUGCACUUCUGCUGCCUCCUGGCGAACAAUGGCCAAAAAGGCUUCGGCUGGUGGUAUGGCAGCCGGUGCUGCUGUUGCAGCUACCAGCUCUUCUUCCUCUGCAUCAUCAACAUCAACAUCGUCGCCAUCCUCUUUGCCAUCAUCGCUUACCUCCUCAACAACGGCAACAACAACAACAAAACCAGAAUGCCCACCUGACGUCGAAGAACUCGGCCGUUCAACAUGGACACUCCUCCACUCUCUAACAGCUACCUACCCUACGCGCGCAUCCGCCGAACAACAAACCGAAAUGCGUUCUUUCCUAGGCCUUUUCUCAAAAUUGUAUCCUUGCUGGGUAUGCGCCGAGGACUUUCGGAGCUGGAUUGCUGAUCCCAGUGGGAAAAAUCAGCCGAGAUUGUCGAGUCGUGCCGAGUUCGGGCAGUGGAUGUGCGAGGCUCAUAAUGCCGUGAAUCGUAAGUUGGGGAAGAAGGAGUUUGAUUGUAAUUUCUGGGAGGAGAGGUGGCGGACUGGUUGGAAAGAUGGGCGAUGCGAAUAG
This is a messenger RNA of Talaromyces atroroseus, 645 nucleotides long. RefSeq lists its product as hypothetical. Lineage: Eukaryota; Fungi; Ascomycota; Eurotiomycetes; Eurotiales; Trichocomaceae. The transcript has 2 exons. Bases 1 to 645 code for a protein of 214 amino acids. Gene Ontology annotation, molecular function: flavin-dependent sulfhydryl oxidase activity; flavin adenine dinucleotide binding. The record is from RefSeq and is a predicted model, not a curated record. Gene Ontology annotation, cellular component: mitochondrion.